Messenger RNA from Aspergillus versicolor CBS 583.65, 495 nucleotides. RefSeq lists its product as uncharacterized. The record is from RefSeq and is a predicted model, not a curated record. Bases 122 to 373 code for a protein of 83 amino acids. Lineage: Eukaryota; Fungi; Ascomycota; Eurotiomycetes; Eurotiales; Aspergillaceae. The transcript is spliced from 2 exons.
UCCCGAUUUAUUUAUCCUGGCUCCUGCUGCUUGAUUUUUAUUUUAACUACACUUGACUGCUUCCAGAGUACCCUGUGUUUACCAACUAUUGAACUAGGCGAGAUAUUUACACAUAACAACCAUGGGCGAAGACAUAAAGCUCCAACCGCCCGCUCAGGUGCAUAUGACGGCACCUCUACCCUACGACUACGAAGCCCAAGAGGCAUACCCAGCCCAGAAAAACAAAAUCCGAUCGCUGGAGGACAUGCGCCGAGAAUGGAGACAUGGGUCCAAGGCAAGGGCUGCCCAGUACUAUCUCCUGUAUUUUUUGGCUUGCUUUAUUUUCGGGGCGAUUAUCGGUAUUAUCAUCGGCCUGGCUAUUCGGUAUACAUGAUUGUAUGAUUGUAUGAUUUGUUGAUUUCGGUGUUUAAUGGGGCGUUUGGUUGCGUUUAGAUAUAGACAUGAUAUCCGCUUGCCAGUUUUAUUCAUUUAUGUUUAUCGGUCGUUCCUGGUAAC